UCACGGCUCACUCCACUGUCCACUCCCCCCCACACUCGAAGUUCACGAUGCUCCCCAUGCAGAAACCGCUCCUUUGUCUCCUCCAGCUCGUCCUCGUCGCCUCCACAUCUGCCCUCGCCUCCGGCGCCGGCGCCGGCGACGGCGCGGCGACCUACAUUGUGUACCUGAACCCCGCGCUCAAGCCGUCCCCCUACGCCACGCACCUCCACUGGCACCACGCCCACCUCGACGCGCUCUCCCUGGACCCGUCGCGCCACCUCCUCUACUCGUACACCACGGCGGCGCCGUCCGCGUUCGCCGCCCGCCUCCUCCCGUCCCACGUCGCGGCGCUCCGGGCCCACCCCGCCGUCGCGUCGGUGCACGAGGACGUGCUCCUCCCGCUCCACACUACGCGCUCGCCUUCCUUCCUCCACCUCCCGCCCUACGACGCGCCCGAGGCGGACGGUGGGGGCACGGACGUCAUCAUCGGGGUGCUCGACACGGGCGUCUGGCCCGAGAGCCCCAGCUUCGGGGAUGCCGGUCUGGGCCCCGUGCCGGCGCGGUGGCGCGGGAGCUGCGAGACCAAUGCCACCGACUUCCCGCCGUCGAUGUGCAACCUGAAGCUCAUCGGCGCCCGCGCCUUCUUCCGGGGCUACUCGUCGGGCGGCGGGAACGGUUCCCGCGUCAGCUCCGACCUCAUGUCGCCGAGAGACCACGACGGGCACGGCACGCACACCGCGACGACGGCGGCCGGGGCCGUCGUGGCGGGCGCGAGCCUCCUCGGGUACGCGUCGGGCACGGCGCGGGGCAUGGCUCCCGGGGCGCGCGUCGCGGCGUACAAGGUGUGCUGGAGGCAGGGGUGCUUCAGCUCCGACAUUCUGGCCGGCAUGGAGAAGGCCAUCGAUGACGGCGUCGACGUCCUCUCGCUGUCUCUGGGCGGCGGCGCGAUGCCGCUCUCGCGCGACCCCAUCGCGGUCGGCGCGCUUGCGGCCACCCGCCGCGGCAUCAUCGUCUCGUGCUCUGCCGGGAACAGCGGGCCGUCGCCGUCGUCCCUGGUGAACACCGCCCCGUGGAUAAUCACGGUCGGCGCCGGAACGCUGGACCGGGACUUCCCGGCGUACGCCGCGCUCGGCAACGGCGAGACCCACGCCGGCAUGUCGCUGUACGCCGGCGACGGGCUCGGCGACGGCAGCAAGUUCCCUCUAGUGUACAACAAGGGCAUUCGCGCCGGCAGCAACGCGAGCAAGCUCUGCAUGGAGGGCACGCUGAACGCCGCGGAGGUGAGGGGCAAGGUGGUGCUGUGCGACCGGGGCGCCAACUCGAGGGUGGAGAAGGGGCAGGUGGUGAAGCAGGCCGGCGGCGUGGGGAUGGUGCUCGCGAACACUGCCCAGAGCGGCGAGGAGGUCGUGGCGGACAGCCACCUGCUCCCGGCGGUGGCCGUCGGCGCCAAGAGCGGCGACGCCAUAAGGAGGUACGUGGAGUCGGACGCCAACGCGGAGGUGUCGCUAUCCUUCGCCGGCACGGCGCUCGACGUGCGCCCGGCGCCGGUGGUGGCCGCGUUCAGCUCCCGCGGGCCGAACAGGGUUGUGCCGCAGCUACUCAAGCCGGACGUGAUCGGCCCCGGUGUGAACAUCCUGGCCGGGUGGACAGGGUCCCUCGGGCCCACCGGGCUGGCCGCCGACGAGCGGCGGUCGGCGUUUAACAUCCUGUCAGGGACAUCCAUGUCGUGCCCGCACAUCAGCGGCCUGGCGGCGUUCGUGAAGGCGGCGCACCCGGACUGGAGCCCCAGCGCCGUCAAGUCGGCGCUCAUGACCACCGCCUACACCGCGGACAACACCGGUUCGCCCCUCCUCGACGCGGCGACCAACGCCACGGGCACGCCGUGGGCCUUCGGCGCCGGCCACGUGGACCCCGUCAGGGCGCUCUCCCCGGGCCUCGUCUACGACGCCUCCGCCGACGACUACGUCGCCUUCCUCUGCGCCGUCGGCGUCCCGGCGCGGCAGGUCCAGGCGGUCGCGGCGGCGGGCGCGGGGCCCAACGUGACGUGCGCGCGGAAGCUGUCCAGCCCCGGGGACCUCAACUACCCGUCCUUCUCCGUCGUGUUCGGGCGGAGGUCGUCGCGCAGCGCGGUGAAGUACCGGCGCGAGCUGACCAACGUCGGCGACGCCGGGGCCACGUACGGCGUCAAGGUCGCCGGCCCCAGCGACAUCAGCGUGAGCGUCAAGCCGGCGAGGCUCCAGUUCCGGCGGGCCGGGGACAAGCUCAGGUACACCGUCACGUUUAGGUCGGCGAACGCCAGGGGGCCCAUGGACCCCGCCGCGUUUGGGUGGCUGACGUGGAGCAGCGACGAGCACGAGGUCCGGAGCCCCAUAUCGUACACCUGGGAGAUGUAGCAGCGCUGAUCGCUAUGGAGUCACGGUGGGGCCGGGAGAUGUAUUGAAAUUUGCAUUGGGUGGGCCGGCGGCGGUGAUGGCGGGAGGAUUACCGGUGGCCGGAAGAGUUCUGUCUUCCGGCGAAGCUCGGCGCCUCGGUGCCUAUGGAGGCUAUAUUAUUAUUAAUUUUUGUAUCAGCUGCAGCCCAGCAAACUAUUGGUAUAUCUGUUAAUCUGAAAAUAAGGAAGAUGUUAAAUUGUUACUCCUUCAUUGUUUCAGGCGGCCCAUCCAAACCAUUGGAUAGAUGAAAGUAUGAUGGCUCAUAGUCCAUCUACAACCUCCUGUUAGCUUUAGUAUGGCCUUGUUUGGUUCCAAAGCGCUUGCUAGCGCUAUAAAGGGAAUCUUGCAUGCAUGGUGUGCUAAAUGAAGUCUAUUUGUAAAACUUUUUCA
Messenger RNA from Panicum virgatum (switchgrass), 2801 nucleotides. RefSeq names its product subtilisin-like protease SBT1.8. Gene Ontology annotation, molecular function: serine-type endopeptidase activity. Bases 48 to 2372 code for a protein of 774 amino acids. The transcript is spliced from 2 exons. NCBI's taxonomy places the organism in Eukaryota, Viridiplantae, Streptophyta, Magnoliopsida, Poales, Poaceae. The record is from RefSeq and is a predicted model, not a curated record. Gene Ontology annotation, biological process: proteolysis.